AUGACUUCAACUCAACCCAUAAGAUCUUACUCCAGAGAUCCUCCCUCUCAUGAUACUAAUCGAUUCUUCAAUUAUUCUAGGCUUCAUCCAAGGCCUUCUUCAGCUUCAAAGCACCUUGAAGACACGAAAUCAAGCCAAGUCCAAUCUCGACUACAAAAAGUUGUUCACAAAAUCAUGUGUAAUUCCUAUUUAGCUCUCACUUCAUACAGCGAAGAAAUGAAUCCUUCUCUAACCCAUUCAAGAGCUUGAAAAGAAAUUGUUCAGGAUCUAAACGAAGAAAAGCACAAACUAGACCAAGAAAUUUUAUCAAGCCCAACCGCCGAGAAUAAAUCAGCGUCUGCCAAAGAUUUUUCAAUUAUUUCAGAGAUGCUUGCGGACGCUCAAGCCAAAACUCUUAUCAUACUAAAAGACGCUAGAAGAACCGAUGAAAUUAACCUGAAGGCUAAACUAUGAGAAGUUUUUGCGAACUUAAAUAACCAAAUUUGAAGCCAAAUGUUCAAAAAUCGAGAAUUUUCGCCAAAAAAAUCAAAAGAUGAAGAUAUUUUGAUUGAAAAUAGAGAACUAAAGGAAAAUCUUAAAAAAGCUGACGAAUAUAUAGGAAGGCUAAAACAAAUGCUUAGGGAUGGAGAAAAUGAAUAUUCUCCUGGGAAUGAAACAAGUUUGUUAAGAAAAGAAUUGAAAAGAGCUAAUGAAGUUAUUGUUUCCUUACAAGACGAGCUAAGUGAAAAAAUUGCUUAUAUCCAGAAUAAAGAAUUUCAGAUCAAUACAAUAAAAACUGAAUGUCAGGCUUUAAAGCAAAGAAUCCAUGAUCUUGAAAAAAAAGUUUUAACUCGACCAGCCUCUUCUAAUGAAAGAUCUCCAGAAUCAUCUGAUCAUUCCUUGCUAGAAAAAUUAAAUUCUAUUAUAAAAGAGCGUGAUGCUUUACAGGAAUGGAAAACCAAGUUUGCACAAUAUCCAUCUACCUAUGAAAAAGCUAUUCAAAGAUUAAAAGAUGAGCAUGCAUCUGAAAAGAGAAAACUAGAAGAAAUUAUUGAAAAUUAUAAAGGAAAUGAUAGAUUUUCAAGAACCACUAAGACUGGCUGGACAAUUGAUAUUAAGGAUAGUGAUCUCAAGCUAAAGGAAGAAUCCAGAGCGCUUAAACGUGAAAAUUUCAGCUUAAAAGAAGACAUGUCAAAGCUUCUAAAAGAGUAUCAAGAAUUAGGCCAAAAGUUCAAUCAACAAUUAGAACAAAACGAAUCUAUGAAAGAGGAAUUUCAGCAAAAUUUUGAAAAUCUCAGUGAACAGUACAAUAAAAAAUGCGAAGACUUUGAAGAUCUAAAAAAUGAGUAUGAAGGGCUACGAGAAGUAUACCAAAAAGAGCACUCCAGUGGAAAGAAAAGCACAGCGAUUCGUAAAGAAAGCAGAGAAAAGGUCAGAGGAGGAAGGAAAAAUGCUGAUAAUGACUAUGAGAAUAUCGAAAAAUUGAAUGAAGAAAUACUUUCUUUAUCAAAAAUUUUGGAAGAUAAAAAUAAAGAAAUUGAAAGCUUGGAAGAAAAAAUAAAUGAAAUCAGUAGCGAAAAAGAAAAAUUUGAAAAGGAAAAUGGCGAUUUAAAUGAAGCUUUGAAAGAUAUUAGUGAUAAAGCUGAGCAAUUUGAAGAAAUCUUGAAGAAAGCGGAAGAGGAUAGCAAAGAAAAAGAAGUAAGUUAUGUUAAAAGAUUAAACUUUUAUAAAUGGAAAACCCACUCGCCUUUGCUUAGUCUUGGCUUCAAGAAAAGCAGUCUCAAUUUACCCCGAGGUUUGAAUGAGAGAAAAUAUAAGGCAGUUCUUUGGAUUUCCGACCUAAGCACCUUCCAAGAUAUUAGCAAUCCAGGUUUGGACAUUGCUCUGAUAGUUCCGAACAAGGGGAGACUAUGUGAUAGGCAAAACCUGUCUAGCCCAUCUGGAAAGGAUAGGAGAACCUUCGGAUGAGAAAUAUAAUUUCCCUCUUAGGCUAGGCUUCCCCAAGCCUAAAGGCCUACUCGAAAAGUGGCAUAGCACUAUUUCAGUUUCAUCAGGAUAUAUCCUACUUACUUCAUAUAAGAGCCACGAAUUUCAAUUUCCGUCAAGCGAUGAAAUUUUAUUUCUUUUGAAAGAAGUAAGAAAUCAGGAAUUGAGAUCGAUCAUCAAGGUAAUGGAAAAAGAAAAAAAUGAAAUGAUGCCUCAGCUUCGAUUAGGCUCUGAUAAGUUCAAAAAAGAGUUAUUAUUUAUUAAAAUAGGUUUCAUGCAAAUAUUGUUUCUUAAUAAAAGAUUGUUCCCUAUUUUCUAUAUAAAUUAUACUAUAAGUUUAUUAUUUUUAAUUACCCUUGAAUUUAUUUUAAUCUAGCUAUAUAUAGACCAAAAAAUCAAGGAACUUAAUGAAGCAAAUGCAAGAAUUGAAGAUUUAAGUCAAUUGUAUAAUGAAGAAUUAUCCAAAUCAGAAAACCUAAAGCAAGAAGUAGAAACUCAUAUUGAAGAGCAGCAAAUAUUAAAAAAUCAAAUAAAGCAAAAAGACAUUUUACUUGACAAAUUACGAAAAGGCUUAAAACAAGAAUCAGAAAGCAGACAAAAAAUAGAAAAAAACUCUCCACAAAAAUUAAUCGACCCAAAAGCUGAAAAAGUCCAUAAAGACCAGAUAAAAUCUUUGGAAAACCAAAUUAUUAGUCUUUCUGAGUCGCUUAAAGAUAAAGAAAAACUUGAAAAACAAAUAAAAAAGAUGCAUGAGAGCCAAAUUAAAGAGCUAAAUGAAAAGAUAGUAGGGUUGGAUAAAGAAAUUGAGGAAUUAAACGGUAAACUCCAAGAAAUUCAAUAUGAAAAUAAAAUCCUUACUGAUGAAGAAGAAAACAAAGGAUUCUUGAUUAAUGAACUGAAAGAAAAAAUAAAUAGAUUAAAAUCAGAAAAUGAAAAUUUAGCUGAUGAAAUUGGAAAGUAUUCUUCACUAAAAGAGGAAAAAAUCAAAAAUUCACAAAUUCAAUCAGAUGGCUUAAAAGCUCAAGCUAAACUAAUUGAAGGUCUUCAAAAAGAAAUAGAAAAAAUAAGCAAGGAAAACCUGGCUCUAAAAGAAGAAAAUAAAAAUGACAAUAUUAUAAUUGAAGAUUUAGAAAGGCAACUAGGAGAUAUAGAUAACUCAGUAACUGAGAAAGAUGACAAUAUUGCAUUUCUUAAACUAGAGCUAAAGAAAUUAGAAGAUGUUUUAAAUGAAAAAGAGCAAUCCAACUUAAACGAGAUAAACAGGUAUAAAGCGUUGGCAGAAUUUCCUAAUGGGCUUGAUUUGAUCAGGCAUAAGCAAGUAUCUGGUGAAUUCUCAUUUAUCCAUCAUCAAUAUGAAUAGACUUAUUCCCCUCCAAGAGAGAACAAAACUAUUGGAAAAAUCCCUAUUUUUACUCAAAAACCACCUUCAUGUACGAAAAAAAAUUCUUUAUAAAAAAUUUUUUGAUAUAUAAGUGACAAUUAUUAUAACGAAAUAUCUAGCUAAUUAUGUUUAAUUCUAAACAACUUGCAUUUAAAAACAUAAAUUUUACAAAUUAAAUAAAUAUAUGCUUUCAAUUUUUGCGAAUCGGGAUUUUUUUAAAUUUCGAAAAAUAAAAAUUAACCCCAGAACAAAAUUUUUUUGUUCACUCACAGAACAGGGGAGUUAGUUAAUAAAAUUUUAGACAAUUAAUAAUUAGAUGCUAAUAAAUUACAUAAAUUAAAUUAUUAUGACUCCUAAGAGUGUAAAAGAUAUGAAAAUGUUCUUUAUUACAAUUUAAGUAUAUUUUAUUUUUAAGAGAGAUUCGAGAGAUUUUUCGAAAUAAUGCAGUUCUUUAAUAUUAAAAUUUACUUAAUAUUAAUAGAUCAUUAUUUUUUGCAUUUUGGAAUUGAGAGCAUCUCUUGUUUUUAAGAUGUGCUCAAAUCCAAAAAAAAACCACCAUCAUUAAUUUGUAUUUCUUUUUAUAAAAUUAAAACCGAAUAACGCAAUAUUUUUAAUAUUUAAAUAGAUCUCAAUAUUCUGCAUUUUGGAUUUGAACAAAAAUCAAACAAGAUAUACUUAUAAUAAUUUUAAAAAUAAAAAUCAGCAAUUUUAUUAGAAAUCUCUAUUUAUAAUAUCACAAUCUAAAUUAAUAAUUAUAUAAAAAUUGUUUUAUUUUAAUAAAAUGCAGCUUCCAAGAAUAAUAUCUCAUUCAAAGAUGUCUAUUUUAGAUACUGGAUAGAAUAUAAAGUUUUGCAAUCAUUAUUUAUAGACAAAUUAUUUAAUUUAAAUUAUAGGAACAAUAGUUUUAAUGUUUGAACUAUUAAAAAAUUUAAUGGAAGCAGUUUAUUGGCGAAAUAAGAGGUUUGAAAUUUUUCCAACACAGUAUAUAAAGAUAUAAUCAAAGCAAAAGAUGGCGAAAUUGCAGAUCUCAAUAAGGAGAUUCAGAAUCAGCUGAAAAAUCUGCAAUUCAAUGAUCAACAACAAAAUGAAGAAAAAAGCCUGCUUGAUGAUUUAAAAAAUGGCAUUAACUCCCCCUUCCAUGAGUAAAAAAAUUAGUUUAAAAAUUUCGGAUAUAUAAGUGAUAAUUAGUAUUAUUAUAAUCUCGAGCUAAUUCUGUUGAAUUUUUAAACAGUCUGCACUCUAGACAUAAAUUUAAAAAAUUUAAAUCAAUUUUUGCUUUCUAAUUUUUGCGAAUUGGAUGCUUAAAAAUUUAUUAUAAAAUUAAAAAAAAAAUAUCCCUCCUUAAGCGAACAAAUUUUUUUGUUCGCUCGCAGAGGGGGGAGUAAGAGAAAAGAAGAAGAAAUUAAAUCCUUGAAAGAAAGAGUAGAGGAAUACAAAAAAUCAUUAAAUUCUAUGGAAGAAAAAGUUGUGGAAUUGGAUGAUAUAAAUGACAGACUUGCUGCAGAGCUUGAUAUAUUGAAGGAUGAAAAUUAUUCACUUAAAAAAAUUAUUGAAAAUGUAAAUGAAGAUCUAAUUAAUUCAAACAGUGAAAAGAUUGCUUUGAAAGAGGGUUAUGGAAAGCUUAUGAUAGAAAAUGCUGAAUUAUCAGAAAAAAUUAAUAUUCUUCAAAAAGAAAAUUUUAUAAAAGAUAGAGAGGGUAGUUGACUGGCAAGUUGAUUCCAUUCUUUAAAGAGGCCCGGCAUUAGUUUGCCUGGCCAGGAUUCAAUAGCAGGCUUUUUUGUUUCACCCUCACACGAUGUAAUGAGAGCACAAUGUUUGGCUCACACUUCUGAGAAACAGUUUAUUCUUUAUCAGGAGGGUAGUCUGAAAGAAGGCACCAAGUGAUUUUAUCAAUAUCCUGAGCACGAUUUAGAGUUAAUAAAUCAAUUCUGUAAGAACCAGACCAAGACACAAAAAUCGGAUGAGUCUUCUCGAGACUAGUGAUGUAGAUAGGGAAAGGGUAUUGUGCGAUGCCAGAUGACUAGGGGUACUUGAGCCUGAAGCCUGUGGUGGGACGGUGAAGGGUUUAAAUAAACCCCAAAGACCUGCUAGAAUUUAAUUUAAUUUUAAUUUAAUCAAGAAGAAAAGAGCCAAAUCGAAGACCAAUUUAAUGAUGAAGCGCAAGAUUAUGAAAUAAGGAUAGAAAAUUCAAAGAAAAAAGAGAUGCAACUUGAAGAAAUUAUCAAAAAUCUUCAGGAUAAUCUAAAGAAAAAAUCAAAGGAGCUUGAAGAUAAAAGUUUAGAGCUAAAUACUCUUCAAAAGGAUCAAGAACAAAAAAUUGAUCUUUAUGAAAGAAAAAUCAUUGAACUAAAUGAGCUUUGUAAGGCAGCUCAAGGCGAAAAGGAUGACUUGUUGCUCGAAAUAGAUCAGUUGAAUAACUUGAAUGAAUCUCAAAAGCAAUGGAUUGACUCGACAUUAAAAGGAUCAGAAAAUUACCAAUCAUUAUUAAAUGAAAAUAAAAUUAGAUUAGAAGAAACUGUCAAAGAACUUAAUGAAGCAAAACAAAGCUCACUAAAAAAGCAAAAAGAAGUGCAGCUAGAGAUUGACAAUUUGAAAUUUGAACUCAAAAUGAUGGAGAAGAAAUUUAUUGAAAAGCAAAAUGAGAAUGAAUUUAUUAGAAACCAGUAAAAUUUAUAUAGACUUAAUCAGAAUAGCAGUGAAAUCAAAAAGCUUACUGAAGAGAACGAUGCAAAACUUAAUCUUCUUAAAGAAACAUCAGAUAAAAAAGAAAAAGAGUAUGCAACAAAAGAAACAACUUUAAAUCAACUCUGUGAAGAUUUAUUGGAAGAAAAAGAAAAGUAAUCAUAACAUAGACUUGCAAAUAGUGUAAGGCAUUAUAAAAUGCUGAGCGAAGAAAAUGAAGACAAGAUUAAAGAAAUUCAAAACAGCUUAGAUGAAGCUAACUCAGCAAAAGAAAAAAAUAAUGAAAUUAUUGCCGAAAAAGAUAAAGAGAUUCUUUCUUUAACUCAAGCGAUACAAAUUGCCAAUCUAGGAAGGGAAAAAGAUUCAGCUGAAUUUGAGGUUCAAAAACGCCGAUUUGAAGAAAUUAUUAUCAAUAUUGAAACAGAAAAAGAAAAAAUAGAAGCAGACUUAAAGAAAGAAAAAGGAAAAAUCAAAAACUUGGAAAAUUUAAUUCAGGAAAAAGAAAACAAUUUAGCCCAUAAGGCAAAUGAAUUAGAGCAAGCUUUAAGUCAGAACGAAAGGCUUUGCAAUAAAUUAGAAAAAUUAAAAAAAGAUUACGAUGAUAUUGUGACAAGAGCAAAAGAAUCUCAAGAAAAAGACAGUGUAAUAGAUAAAUAUCUUGAGCAAAUAAUAGGUUUGGAGGGCGAAAUAGAAAAGAAAGACAAAGAAAUCGAAGAAAAUAUUGUGCAUAUAAAUGAAUUAAAACAAAAUAUUAUUGAGAAAGAUAAUGAAAUUAAGAAAGAAAUAGAAACAUUUAAUUGUGAAAUAGAUGAGUUGAAAGAAAAUAUUGAGAAAAAAGAUAAGGAAAUCAGCAAAUGCAGAGAGAGCAUAAAAGAGCUAAAAAAUAAUCUUCAGGAUGAACAUGAAAAAGCAGAAGCUUUAAAGAAUAAAGAAGAGAAAUAUUUAAAAAAUAUCAAGAGUUUAGAAGAUGACAGACAAAAUGAUUCUCUUAAUUUUAGUGAAAAAAUAAAAUCACUAGAGAGUUCUCAUCUUGAUGAGAUUAAUCAAUUAAAACAAGAGAAUCAAGAAACCCUGAAUAUUUAUACUGAAAAAGUUCAAUCUUUGGAAAAAUCAAUUAUAGAAAAAAAUGCACAAAUUGAAAUACUCGAUAAUGAAUUGAGCAGUUUAGGACAAAGCACUUUAGAAAAAGAAAAUGAGGUCAAUAAGCUAGUAAAAGAUUUAGAGCUUCAAAUAUCAGAAAAUGAAAGUGAAAGAGAUCGACUUACUAAGUAUAUUUUAGAAUUAGAAAAUGAAAACUCAGAAAAUAAAGGAAAAAUUGAUGUCUUAAAUGACAAAAUAAAUUCUUUGAAAGAAGAAAAUUUAUUAAAAGACGAUGAGAAGAAUAAAUUGGCAGAUUAUGUUAUAAUAUUGGAAUCGCAAAUUAAUGGCAAAAGUGAAAGUCAAAAUAAUUUACUUACAAGAAUUCAGGAUUUAGAACAAGAAUUGCAAAAGAAAAUAAAUGAAAAAAACGAAAAUCAAAAUGAUUUGCUUGUAAAAAUUCAGGAUUUAGAAAAAAAAUUGCAGGAAAAAAUAAAAGAAGAAGAUGAAAAUCAAAAUAAUUUACUAACAAGAAAUCAGGAUUUAGAACAAAAAUUGGAAGAGAAAAUGAAAGAAAAUAUUUAUUUGGCAGAAACAAUUAAAAAUUUAGAAAAGGAAGUAGAAAAUAUAGUGACAGAGAAAAACGAUUUGGCUCAAAAAAUUAAAGUUUAUGAAACAGAAAGCAAUAAAAAUAGCAAAGAUAAAAUCGAGCUAAGCCAAACGAUUGAAAAUUUAGUAAAAGAGGUUGGAGAAAGUAAAAAAGAGAUUUUGACUUUGAAGACAAGUUUAGAUGAAAAGGAAAACGAAAAUAAUAAUUUACUAGAUGAUAUAGAAGGUCUAAAAUCUCUUAUCAGCAAAAGAGAUGACCAGAUUCAGAAUCUUGAAGAAAAUAUCAUAACAAAUGAAAAAGAAAUUAAAGAUUUGAAAGCUCAAUUAGACAAAAAUAAGAUUGAAAGCAUAGAUCUUAUUGAAAAAAAUAAGAUAGAAAUUAAUACUAUUAUAGAAUCAAAGUCUCUAUUAGAAGAGAAGAAAAAUGAGCUGGAAGAGAAAAUUAAAGAAAAAAUAAAUGAAAAUGCAAAGCUUGAAAGUAGAAUUAAAGAGCUUGAAAUUCAGCUCAGUGAAAUUGAUGCAGACUCAACAAAGUAUUCAGAAAAGCUGGAAGAUUUAGAAGCAGCUGUAAAAGAAAAAGACUAUGAACUAGCUAUAAUGAAAGAAAAAAAUACUGGCUUAGAAUUAUCACUUUCCUUAAAGGAUCAAGAAAUUACAAAACUUUUUGAUAUUAUCAAUGAUAAGGAGAAUCAAAUUAUCGAAUUCUCGAAUGAUAUUGAUAAGUAUAAAGAAGCCUUCGAGUCUGCCGAUAAAGAAAAAUCAGAAAAAGAUACUCAAAUCACAUCACUUAUAGAAAAUGUUGAAUCUUUAAAUCAAGAGAUCCAUGAAAAAACCUUAGAAAAUGAAAGCUUAACCAACCAAAAUGAAUUUUUAAAUCAAGCCACUCUUAAUUACAUUGCAGAAAUAAAAUCACUUAAAGAGAAAAACUCAGAGCUCAGUAAUAGUCUUUCAGAAAAAUCAGAAGAAAAUUCGACCAUCUUGAUUUUAAACGACAAAAUUACCCUCCAGAUUUCUCAGUACCAAAAUGAUAUAAAAGAUUUAAUUGAUAGUCAUAAUCAAAAAGAGGCUGAAUUGGAGUCACAACUUAGGCUCUCACAUAGUACAAUCUCAUCUAAAGACCAUGAGAUCAAAAUGCUUGAAAACAAGCUAAAUGACUCAAAUCAUCUUGUAACUACACUGUCAAGCUCUAAUAAGUCAAUUGGAAUCCUUACUGAAGAAAAUAAUAAUUUAAGAAAUGACAAGGAGAAUCUUGAAAUUCAGUUAGAAAGCACAAAAGAAAUCAUUGAAAAUCACAAAAUUCUACUUUCUGAACUUAAUGAAACUAUAGAAAAGCUAAAUAUUGAGCUAGAAGAACAAAAAAGCAAUUCAGAUACCCUAAGAGCCAAAGCAGAAAGCGAAAAAAAUGAGUUAGUUGCUAGGAUGAAAAUGGACAAAGAUUUGAUUAAAUCUCAAAAAGAUGAAGAAAUUAAAAGUCUUAAAGAAGAGUCACAAAAAUUAAGUGAAGAAAUCAAUGAAUUGUAUGUUUCAUAUAGAAAAAAAUCAGUUGAAAGCUAUGAAGAAAUCCUUAAAAACAACAAAGAAGAAAUUGAAGAGUUAAAUAAAAAAGUGGAAGAGAAAGAAAGAGCCCAAAAAAUGUUACAAAAUGACGUUGAUGUUAAAGAAGAAGUGAUUCAAGAACUUUCUGAUGAAAUUGAUAGCUUGAAAAAUGAGAAAGAUAAAAAUUAUGAGAAAGAGGAAGAGCUUAACCAAAAAUUAGAAUCAAAAGAGCUUGAAAUCCAUGAACUAAAAUUAAAGAUUGAAGAAUGCUCUCAAAGAUACAGUAAAAGUGAAACAGAGAUGCUAGGACAAAUUUCAGAAUUUGAAACAAAAAUAAAAAUAAUUCAAGAACAAUCUAGUUUAUCUGGAAAUAAUUACUCAGAUCUUGAAGAAGAAUUUAAGAAGAUUUCCAAAGAAAACCAAGAAAAGAAUACAAUAAUCGCAGAGAUGGACAAUAAUUUGAAAUAUUCAACCAUAGAAAUCGAAAAGCUAAAUAAGCAAGUUGUCUCUCUGAAGCAUGAACUUGCAGCAAAAGAAGAAGAAAUCGAAAGAAUCGGCAAUGAUUUUAUGGAAAUGAACAAUAUAACGACUCAACUUAACUUAGAAAACGAUAGAUUUAACAUCGAAAACCAACAAUAUGAAAUUUAUGUGAAAAAUCUCAAAGCGACAAUAGAGUUACUUAAACAAGAAAAUGAAAAAAUUGGAUCAUUAGAGUCUGAAGAAAAAUCUUCUGGGUCUCACCAAACGACAAAACCCACAUCAACCAUCGGCAGCAGGGCUCGGAUAUAGGUAAACCGUCUUUACCUUCUACAUGGUCUGUCUGAGCUGUAUCACAGGCUCAGUAAUGCUUCCAUGGAGUGAUGAAGGGCAUUACACUGGUAUCCCCAUCUACAAUCUCGCAAAAAAGUCGAAGUUUAGCCAUUGGCCAAAAACACACACCAGAAAAAAUUACCACUAUGUUUUUCCUCUCGUCUCGGUUCGUAUCAACUCUAGAAACACCAGAGUCCGCAUCAGAUCACGCAAUUUUAAUAAUUCUAAAAUUAGCAGAAGAAAACUCUAAACUCGUCAAAAUUAAUGCUGAAUUAAAAGAAGAGCUAGAUAGCAAGAUUGCUGCAAUUGAAGAAAAAUCUAUAGAUUAUGGAGAAAUUGAGCAAGAAAGAGAUAACUUAAAGAUUUAUAAUGAAAAUUUACAGAAAAAUAUAGAAAGUCUUGAAAAAGAAGCGAGAGAUAUCUCUGAAAAAUCCAGAGUAGCCCAAAAGUCACUCGAAGCCAAAAUCCAAGAUUUAAAUGUUGCUAAUGAGCAUCUUCAAGAAACCUUAGAUGAUGAAGCUAAAACUCAAUUAGUGUUAAGACAACAAUUAUCAGACUUAAAACGAAUAUUAGCAUCUCAAGAUCCUCAGGUUAGUUAGUUAAUUACUUAUUAUUGAAAACCUCUCGGUAGCACCCGCAGGGUGUGCUUCUCCACCUUGAUUUGCUGUUGGGCCGCCUGCCACCACCUCUAGGGGAAAACUCCUCAUCGCUGAGAUGCGCGUCGAACAGCUAGUGAAGUGGACUGGAUCACAGUACCGUAUGUCAGACUUGGGUUGCCCUCAAAAAAUGAAUUUUCUGGUCAAACUAUCGGCCAAGAUGGAAUUCUCGCCCAGAAUCAACGCCUGAUAUCGCUCUAGGGAGUUGCUCGAUUGGUCACGUAGACUCUGCUGAGCUUUCCCUUUCAACGCUGAGUCCAUCUCCACCAAGAGGUAAAACCUUGAUUCGGAAGUGAGCUGCGGCCGGUCCAAUCCGACAUUGCGUUCCACUCAAGCCAUACAAAGCCUGGCUGGAUAUACACACUAACUUCCACAAGAUCCCUGGGUCUCCACAGCUACAAGGUGUUAAGAGGGUGGAUUCGUUCACCACGCCAUUUUAAUGUAUAUCAAGAUUCUCAGGCAACUGGAAAAUCUUUUGAAGAAACAAAAAAUAAAGACGAAAUGAAUAUAAAACUUACUGAUAACGAAUUAUCGGAGUACCGUGAUAUUAUCGAUGAAAUAUCCGAAGAAAUCCCAGAAGUCCUUCGUCGAAUUCCUAUAGCUCAAGCAGUCCACGAGCUAGCUUCAUAUUACAAAAUUGAUGGCACCUUUUCACCCAAAGAUCUUAUGAAAGAGAUCGAAAAUACAUUGCCAGCUGACUUAAAAGAUAUGGGCUGCUUAGAAGCUGUUCGUCUCUUGUCUUCUCGCUAUAAAGAGCAUCAGUCUUCAGUCGACUUUGAAGAUGUUUUAGAGCGGGAAAUUAAAAAGCGUCCAGAAAUGGCUCACCCAGUCAGACUCGCUGAUGUAGGUUCUCAUGAUAUAGACGUUAUAGACUUAUCUCGAGGGCCUUCACUUAUAGAAUCUCCAUCACGAUCAAAUACUGAGAGAUCUCAAUCUGAAAUUGGUUCCAUGUUUUAUUCAGUCGAAGAAGCCACCACACAUUACGCGAAUUUAAAUAAGAAACUACGUGAUGAAUUAGAUGACAUAGAAAAUAUCAGAAAAAUGCAAGAUCAGCAGGUUUUGCUGCUUAAAGAGCAACUAAAGAUUGCACAAGGGCAGCCGAGAAGUCCUUCUAUGAAAGGCGAGGACAUUCCUGUAGAGCAGCUAAAAGUUAUGAUAUUAAAUAUGCUAGAAAUGAUUGGACCACAAAGACCUGAGGCUGAAACAGUAAUAGGGGUUAUUUGCAGCAUGAUGAAUUUAAAGAGAGACGAAGUUAUGCUGCUUAAUGAGAAAAGAAAAUGCUUAAAAUCUCCAGAAAAGAAAUCAAGACUUAAAAGCAUGUUCCAUAAAAAGAAGAGCACAACAUAA
Blepharisma stoltei is the source of this 12063-nucleotide messenger RNA. The record is from the annotation of a GenBank genome assembly. Lineage: Eukaryota; Ciliophora; Heterotrichea; Heterotrichida; Blepharismidae.